CGCCGUUACAGCUCCCUCGCGGCCCGCUCCGCCCCGCCCCGAUCCGAGCGGCGGUCCAUCGCCCCGCACCGCCCCGCACCGCCUGACGGCUGCCGGACAGAGCCCACCAUGCUGCCCGCCCGACCGUCGGAGCUGACGGUGGCCCCUGCGCUGCCCUACAGCUACAGCAGCCAGCCCCGCUCCCUGCUCGCCCGCCCCAAGUACCGAGCGCCGCCCGACGCCGCCGAGCCGGAGAAGCAGCCGGUGUGCUACGGCAACAUCAUGCGCGACCCCAGAGUGGCGCGGGGACCCGCUUUAGCCAUUCGCCUCCUGCCGCAGAGUACCCAACCCAAUCCCCCUGAGGUUCAAAAGCAGAAGGGUGCACAGAAAAGAGCACUGGCAAGAAAGCGUGCAAAAGAGUCAAUUCGACCAGGAACACCAGAGCCUGUGGAAGGCAGAGAGCAUGUUCAUGUGCAAACAGAACUGUAUCUGGAAGAGAUUUGUGAUCGUAUAGUAGAGGUUGAUGGAGAGUGUCAAACAGAUGAAUUUUUGGACAGACCACCUACUCCACUCUUCAUACCAGCCAAAACGGGAAAAGAUAUAGCCACACAAAUAGAAGAAGGAGAGUUGUUUGACUUUGACAUUGAAGUUAAGCCAAUCCUGGAAGUGCUGAUUGGGAAAACAGUUGAGCAGGCUUUGCUGGAAGUCAUGGAGGAAGAAGAGCUGGCCCAGCUGCGGGCACAUCAGCGUGCCUUUAUAGAGCUGCGUAACGCAGAGUUUGCUGAAUUACAGCGCCUGGAAGAGCAGGACAGGCGUAUCAGAGAGGAGAAGGAACGUCGCAGACUCGAGCACUUGGAAAAGCUGCGGAAGCAGAAAGAGACCACGGAGAAAAUUGCAGCUCGGGCAUUUGCUAAGCGUUACCUGGCUGACCUUAUUCCCUCAGUCUUCAGCAAUCUUUAUGACAGUGGAUUUUUUUAUGACCCUAUAGAAAGAGAUAUUGAGACAAAAUUCCUUCCAUGGCUGAUGUCAGAAGUGGAAGAAACACUACAGAAGAAGGUUCUGGGGAGGACAAUGCUUGACUCCUUGAUUCGUACAGUGGUUGAAAAACGCCUAGAUGCAUUUAGCUGUCAGCCUCUGCCUGCUCAGACAGAAGCACUUGCUGAAGAGCCCAGGCCACCAGAUGCAGCACCCCAGGUGUCUGGUGAGGCAGAUGCUGCUGACCAACCAGUCACAGAGAAAGAAGAGACUGACCAACCUGUUGCUGAGGAACAGCCUUCAGAUCCCAUCUCUUCCCAGCUGGAAGAAUCAGAUCAAGCAGGAACACAGGAUUUGGAAACUGAGUAACAAACGGGCAAGUCAUCAAGUAAAUGGCGAUGAAUGGCUCAGAAAGAAGAAAUUAAUUCCUCUCUAUUUACAAGUAUCGUGCCGUACCCAUGCUGAAAGAGGAACCUAAGCAACAGUAAAGCAUUAAAACAUGU
Lepidothrix coronata (blue-crowned manakin) is the source of this 1457-nucleotide messenger RNA. It is a transcript of the gene RSPH3, whose product is annotated as radial spoke 3 homolog. Lineage: Eukaryota; Metazoa; Chordata; Aves; Passeriformes; Pipridae. Bases 109 to 1323 code for a protein of 404 amino acids. Gene Ontology annotation, cellular component: cilium. The transcript has 9 exons. The record is from RefSeq and is a predicted model, not a curated record.